GUCCAAUUGAAAUAGUUAAUUUUGCCAGUCUGGCCAAUUGAAAUUGUCAAAUAUACAUACCAUACUAUGAAUCUAUGAUGAUCCAAAUUUCAUUCUUUAAAAUUGCCGUUUUUUUUCCUUACUUUUUAUUGUACGAAACCCGUUUCUCUUUAUAGCUGCCCUUUAAGAAACGGACCCCUGCUUCAACUGCGUCUUCUCCGUGCAACAGUCAUCGUGAUUCGUGAUUUUUUCCAAGUUAUCAGUAACUGAAAAAUGCCUGCAGAAUCUGAAAAAUGGGGGUGGAAACAUGUAAGUGUGUUUGGAGGGUUUGAUAGAGGGAGUGGUACUAAAAGGUGGAAGUGUAACCACUGUAAUCAACGUUACAACGGGUCUUAUUCGCGUGUUAGAGCCCAUCUUCUUGGUUACAAUGGGUUGGGUGUCAAACCUUGUCCUGCAAUUGAUAAUUCUAUAAGAGAAACAUUUAGUGUAUUUGAGAAGGAUCGCGUAGCUAAGAAGCUUAUGAAGAAGAAGGGAGUUUCUUCUAGUCGAAACAAUAUGACAAAGUACACUGUUGGAGUUAACCAACAAACUGAACCUGUGGAUGAUAUUGUGGCAAGGUUCUUUUAUGUGGAUGGAGUGAAUGUCAACGUCGUGAAUUCAGCCUACUUUAGGGAAAUGGUAAAAACUGUGGGUGCUUUUGGUCCUAGUUAUGAGCUCCCUUCGAUGGAACAUUUAUCAGGCUCUUUGCUGAGUAAAGAAAAAGUCAGAUUAGAGAAAGCCUUGGCACUAGCUAGAGAAUCCUGGCCUAACACAGGGUGCACAAUACUAUGUGUGAAUCGUCUGGAUGGCUCACUCGGAUGCUUCUGUGUUAACUUUUUUGUAGCGAGUCCUAGAGGUGUCAUGUUCUUGAAAGAGGUGGACAUCAUUGAGGGAGAUGUACCAGAUAAUCUGUUCAUCAAUGAGCUUACCAAUGUGAUUGCUGAGGUAGGUUCUUCUAAUGUGUUUCAGGUCAUAACUCGUCUAGAUGGGCAAGUUAGUGAUGUUUUUGAGUCAGUGAUUUUAUCCAAGUUCCCUAAUAUCUUCUGGUCUCACUGCACUUCACAUUCUGUUCUUCUGUUGAUGGAGGAGAUGGCUAAUCUUGAUUGGAUGAAGGAUGUAGUUUCAACUGCUAGUGAGAUUGAGAGGUGUGUUUCUGCUUUUCGGAGUUCAUCUUCUUGCACUAAUUUAGAUGUUCUUAAGGGAUCCAGAGACCAAGUCUCACAAAAGUUUGCACCCUCUUUUUCCCUGGUUAGGAAGAUUCUUGAAAUAAAACAAACUUUGUAUGACUUAGUUGUUAGAGAAGAGUGGAAGCAAUGGAGACUUCAGAAUGCUCAGGAGGUCGGAUUCAAUGUUGAAGCAAUCAUAGCAAGGGAUGAUUUUUGGGGUCGGGCAAACUUAAUGGUAGAGGUGUUUGAACCCUUCAUGAGACUUCUUGCAACAAUUGAUGUCGAUAAAUCUAUGGGGGAUGUUUAUAAUUGGCAGAUUAUGUCACUUGAAUCCUUGAGGAGUAAAGGAAUAAAAGAUGAGCUGUUGUUGAAUCAGGUGGAAUUGCUUAUAGAAAAUAGGUGGGAUAAGUUAUUUUCUCCACUUCAUGGAGCAGGUUAUAUGUUGCAUCCUAAACAUUUUGGGAAAGGCCAGAGCAAGAACAAGUGUCUAUUGAGGGCUUGGAAUGCCACACUCGAGAGAUAUGAGUCUGGCUUCGAGGCUAGGAGAGUACUGAGAGAAGAGCUAGGUGUGUACUGGAGAGCAGAAGUAUCUUUUGGAGAAGAGGAUGCUGCAGACUGUAGAAAUAACAUGGAGCCAGUCACAUGGUGGGAGAACUUUGGAUUCGAGACACCUCAUCUUCAGACAUUAGCCAUUAAGAUUUUGAGUCAGAUUCCUAGUGCAGCAAUUAUGUGUGAGGAAAGCUGGCAAUUGUGCGAUAGCAUGCCAUGUAGGGAGGCUGUUGAAAAGCUUGGAUUUGGAUCAGAUCAAGCAAAAGAUUAUGUGUUUGUACGGAAUAAUCUGAAACUUCAGGCCCUCAGGCAUCGGAAGGUGGGUGGUCAAUCUGGUUUGGGGUGUGGAAAUUGGGGCAUAUGUUGUUGAGCUUUGUAUCCUAUUACAUCAUCAGUAGCACAUCAACUUCCGAAGCAAAACAUGCAAGUGAUGUAACAAUGCAGAUGGUUUGUUGGUGUGCCAGUUCAUGCCCAACAGCACUGCUGUUUGUUUCAUUUACAUCAGCAGGAACUUUUCUUGCUGAUUGUUGUGAACCAUAUGAUGUACUGUGAGGCCUGUCUGUAGUGUUUUAAUGCUGCAAAUUAUGUAAAGCUCUCAUGACAUGUAGUCUGACUUGUGAAAUCUUAUUGUAUACUAGUAAUGAUUCUUGUUGUAAAUGCUAUAAUCAUACACCUCAGUCCAUUUCACAGCA
This is a messenger RNA of Chenopodium quinoa (quinoa), 2425 nucleotides long. RefSeq lists its product as uncharacterized. The record is from RefSeq and is a predicted model, not a curated record. Bases 253 to 2103 code for a protein of 616 amino acids. The transcript has 3 exons. Lineage: Eukaryota; Viridiplantae; Streptophyta; Magnoliopsida; Caryophyllales; Amaranthaceae.